Messenger RNA from Thyridium curvatum, 756 nucleotides. RefSeq lists its product as uncharacterized. NCBI's taxonomy places the organism in Eukaryota, Fungi, Ascomycota, Sordariomycetes, Thyridiales, Thyridiaceae. Bases 1 to 756 code for a protein of 251 amino acids. The transcript has a single exon. The record is from RefSeq and is a predicted model, not a curated record.
AUGGCGCUCGUCCAGCCCCUGAUCUGGAUCAACGGCUGGCCCGGCGUCGGCAAGCAGACCGUCUCGCAGUGCUUCACCGCCCUCGCCGGCGCCGACAAGGCCAUCCUCAUCGACAGCUACCAGUUCACCGACCACCUCGACCUGCCGCCCGCCGCCCUGCACAGCCAGCAGUCGAGCCAGCCCGAGGUCGGCCUCGUCGACAUCGACGGCAACAACACCACCGCAGACUUCCCGACGCCCGAGGAGCGCGAGGAGCAGCGCCGCGCCCGCCGCGACGCCUGCUUCGCGCGCUACGUCGAGGGCCCGGACUCGCUGGGCCGCGCCGUCAUCUUCACCGACUGCCAGCCCGACGACGCGGCCGGGCGCGCCGAGGCCCGCGAGUACGAGCGCGCCGCGGCCCGCGCCGGCCGGCCCUUCGCCCCCGUGUACCUGGCGUGCGGCGAGGAGGAGCGCCGGCGCCGCGUCGGCUGCGCGGCGAUGCGGCAGGGCGGCAAGGCGAAGCGGUGCCUGGCGGCGCGGGCGGCGCGGUCGAGGGGCGGGGGCCGCCUGUUCCGCUUCGAGGGCCACGAGGGCCUCGUCGUCGACGUGACGGAGCGGACGGCGCACGAGGCGACGAUGGAGAUCCUCGUGUUUGUCAACGUGCUCAUGGAGAGGCUCGUGCGGGAAGGGGAGGGAGAAGCGGCGGGAGUGUCGAGCGAGGUGUGCACGCCCGUGGAGGGGAGGGAGCCUGAGUGGAGGGAGGUUGGGGGCAGGUGA